AUGCAGGGCUUACGCAAAGAUGAUUCUGAUGUUGAUCAAGCAGGCUGCACCCCUUCAUCAAAGGAAAAAAUGAGUGAGCAGGCUUGGAAUGUAUACAUGAUCAAAACUAUACCACAGAACUACCAAACGGGUGAUUGUGGUGUGUAUACGCUGAAGUAUAUCGAGUGUUUAGCACUAGGCCAUAGCUACGAUGGCUUGUGUGAUUCCAACAUGCCUGCUAUUCGUCUCAAACUUACAGCUGAGAUGAUGGACGAGUUACCAGAAGAUGAGAUUGUUCAGUUAUCCGAUCCAAACCCUCGUGGUCCAUCAGAUGAUAAGGUUCCUUUGCAGACGAAUUCUGUAAAGUGA
This is a messenger RNA of Arabis nemorensis, 348 nucleotides long. The record is from the annotation of a GenBank genome assembly. NCBI's taxonomy places the organism in Eukaryota, Viridiplantae, Streptophyta, Magnoliopsida, Brassicales, Brassicaceae.